CACCAGAGUCAGCAAAGACUCUUUCCUAUUAGAGAGCAAAAUUCUAUCUACAGUUAACGAUCUACAUCGUACGUCUACUACUCUAGAAAUUUUUAUAAACUUUGUCGUCUUCUAAUCAUGGGCUUUUUCUUAAAAUUUCUGAUUAUCUUUUCUGCUUUGGCAAAAGGUAAAUAUUGAUAUUACUAUUUUAACAAAGUUUAGGCAUUUCAUUUUUUACUCAAUCCUUAGAAAAGUAAAUCAUAGUGUUGUCAUUUUAUUGUCUUUUUCUGUAAUACGUAAGUUUAGGCUACAAUCUACAUUGAUGACGCUUUGAUAUGCACUUGAAUGUUUUUGUUAAAACAAGGAAAUUGUUAGAUUAGAUUUCCUAGACAAGGAGAUUAAAAAUUUUUGACUCUUGCUGGUAUAUUUAUUCCUAAACAAAUAUAUUUGAACCCAACAUAUUCAUGGAUAUAUGUCUCUCACAUGAGAGCAUAAGAAAUAUCCAUCUUUACAAUUUUAUAACAUCAAAUAACAUUAUUAUUUUUGUAAUUAACUUUUUAUCCGUAAAGUACUUAUGUACUGCAUUUUUAUGUAUGUGCAAAUCUUUUAUAUGUUAGAUUAAUUGCGUUGAUUUUCUUAAGAGUUCCUUGACAUGGGAGCAACUAACUUGGAUUUUUCUUAAUACUAAAGUAUCAACAAUCUUUGGAAUCAAAACUGCUGCAAAGUGAGGUAUUCUGACUGUUGUGGCCGUGACUUAAAUAUGAAUAUUAAUCUUUCAAUUAAUAUAUAAUAAUUAAGCAAUAAGUAACAACAUUAAUAUUUUUUAUAGUUCAUGGUAUUAUGGUCAAAUAUGUGGAUAGAAAAUACACAAAACGUUGUAAUAUUAAAUGUAUAUUUAAUAUAACUAUAAUAAAUAAACAGAUGCUAGCAGAAUGGCUAUUACAGUUGCUAAAUGUUAUAAUGGUUUCACAUACAAUACAAAACAUGAAUAAACUUACACAGGCCCAAGCCUGUGGAGCUGGGGCCAUCAUCAAAUCUAUAGAUCUCUUGGCGCAUCUGAAAAGUGCAAGCUCUAAGAUCAUCCUGUGUGGACAAAAGAUUUUUUUUUUUACAAACUUUUACAAAUUGCCCGAUCUUUUUUGUUGGCAUAUACACUAAGCACAUAGACUGUAAAACUGUUGUAACAGGCAGUGUAACCUCCGUACUUGCCAGAGAUCCAAUUCAUCUGCUAAAUCUCUAGCUACUGAGCAUUUAACUAAUGUAAACUCUGUGUCCUGGUUCGGGGUUACACUGUGCCACUAAGAAUGCCUAUAAAAUAAUUUAUCUUCUGAAAUUGCAACUUUGUUUCUUCUAUUCAUUCUGAUUUUUUUUUUUAGGGAACCCUAAAGUUAAACUUUUUUUUACCAAUGGGAAUAAUGGUAGAAUAUUACAAAAAGCUUAACAGGAUAAUUUACAUGAGAUAAGUCAAAGUGAAUUUAAAAUUUAAGGCCAGAGUGGUCCAACUGAAUGCACAGGUGACUUAGAUAAUAUUUCCUGUAGCACAGCUUACCUGUCGCUCCAUUAGCUCUGUCUGAGUGACAUCUGGGUGAUGUUUCAUGCCUCAAUGAUAUAAAUGCCAAUUUCUAUUAAAAAUGUCCCUUUCACAAACUGUCACGACAGAAUCCAGACACAUAAAGCAUGUCAGCAAGGUUUUAGGUCUGUGAAAUAUUCCAUUAAUGGGUACUGGCCAAAAUAACAGCUUUUUGCCAGUUUUGGGAAAGAAUGAGGAAGUUUCAGUAAAAAAUAUUAGAAUGCAAAUUCAUUCUUACAGGAUUUACCAGGGCCUUUAGGCCCUUUUGCUCUUGUGAUGUACCUAACCCACUGACCCACACUUUGUGUUUUGUUAGUCUUCGUCUUUGUUGUAAUAGUAAAAUGACAUAGUAUUUAAGGCAAAUGUAAGUGCUGGUAGAAAACUAUAUCUACUCAGCACCAGAGUCAGCAAAGACUAUUAGAGAGCAAAAUUCUAUCUACAGUUAACGAUCUACAUCGUACGUCUACUACUCUAGAAAUUUGUAUAAACUUUGUCGUCUUCUGAUCAUGGGCUUUUUCCUGAAAUUUCUGAUUAUCUUUCCUGCUUUGGCAAAAGGUAAAUAUUGAUAUUACUAUUUUAACAAAGUUUCGGCAUUUCAUUUUUUACUCAAACCUUAGAAAAGUAAAUCAUAGUGUUGUCAUUUUAUUGUCUUUUUCUGUAAUAGAUGAGUUUAGGAUACAAUCUGCAUUGAUGACGCUUUGAUAUGCACUUGAGUGUUGUUGUUAAAACAAGGAAAUUGUUACAUUAGAUUUCCUAGACAAGGAGAUUAACAUUUUUUUGACUCUUGCUGGUAUAUUUAUUCCUAAACAAAUGGAACCCAACAUAUUCAUGGAUAUAUGUUUAUCAUAUGAGAGUAUAAGAAAUAUCCAUCCUUACAAUAUUAUAAUAUCAAAUAACAUUAUUAUUUUUGUAAUUAACUUUUUAUCUGUAAAGUACUUAUAUACUGCUUUUUUUAUGUAUGUGCAAAUCUAUUAUAUGUUAGAUUAAUUGUGUUGAUUUUCUUGAGAGUUCCUUGACACGGGAGCAACUAACUUGGAUUUUUCUUAAUACUAAAGUAUCAACAAUCUUUGGAAUCAAAACUGCUGCAAAGUGAGGUAUUCUGACUGUUGUGGCCGUGACUUAAAUAUGAAUAUUAAUCUUUUAAUUAAUAUAUAAUAAUUAAGCAAUAAGUAACAACAUUAAUAUUUUUUAUAGUUCAUGGUAUUAUGGUCAAAUAUGUGGAUAGAAAAAACACAAAACAUUGUAAUAUUAAAUGUAUAUUUAAUAUAACUAUAAUAAAUAAACAGAUGCUAGCAGAAUGGCUUACAAAAGGCUAUAACAGUUGCUAAAUGUUAUAGCGGUUUCACAUACAAUACAAAACAUGAAUAAACUUACACAGGCCCAAGCCUGUGGAGCUGGGGCCAUCAUCAAAUCUAUAGAUCUCUUGGCGCAUCUGAAAAGUGCAAGCUCUAAGAUCAUCCUGUGUGGACAAAAGAUUUUUUUUUUUUACAAACUUUUACAAAUUGCCCGAUCUUUUUUGUUGGCAUAUACACUAAGCACAUAGACUGUAAAACUGUUGUAACAGGCAGUGUAACCUCCGUACUUGCCAGAGAUCCAAUUCAUCUGCUAAAUCUCUAGCUACUGAGCAUUUAACUAAUGUAAACUCUGUGUCCUGGUUCGGGGUUACACUGUGCCAUUAAGAAUGCCUAUACAAUAAUUUAUCUUCUGAAAUUGCAACUUUGUUUCUUCUAUUCAUUCUGAUUUUUUUUAGGGAACCCUAAAGUUAAACUUUUUUUUACCAAUGGGAAUAAUGGUAGAAUAUUACAAAAAGCUUAACAGGAUCAUUUACAUGAGAUAAGUCAAAGUGAAUUUAAAAUUUAAGGCCAGAGUGGUCCAACUGAAUGCACAGGUGACUUAGAUAAUAUUUCCAGUAGCACAGCUUACCUGUCGCUCCAUUAGCUCUGUCUGAGUGACAUCUGGGUGAUGUUUCAUGCCUCAAUGAUAUAAAUGCCAAUUUCUAUUAAGAAUGUCCCUUUCACAAACUGUCACAACAGAAUCCAGACACAUAAAGCAUGUCAGCAAGGUUUUAGGUCUGUAAAACAUUCCAUUAAUGGGUAUUGGCCAAAAUAACAUCUUUUUACCAGUUUUGGGAAAGAAUGAGGAAGUUUCAGUAAAAAAUAUUAGAAUGCAAAUUCAUUCUUACAGGAUUUAACAGGGCCUUUAGGCCCUUUUGCUCUUGUGAUGUACCUAACCCAUUGACCCACACUUCGUGUUUGUUCUUCUUUUUUUAUGUCAAUCAAAUUUUGUAAUAGUAAAAUGACAUAGUAUAUAAGACAAAUGUAAGUGCUGGUAGAAAACUAUAUCUACUCAGCACCAGAGUCAGGGCAAAGACUCUUUCCUAUUAGAGAGCAAAAUUCUAUCUACAGUUAACGAUCUACAUCGUACGUCUACUACUCUAGAAAUUUGUAUAAACUUUGUCGUCUUCUGAUGAUGGGCUUUUUCCUGAAAUUUCUGAUUAUCUUUCCUGCUUUGGCAAAAGGUAAAUAUUGAUAUUACUAUUUUAACAAAGUUUCGGCAUUUCAUUUUUUACUCAAACCUUAGAAAAGUAAAUCAUAGUGUUGUCAUUUUAUUGUCUUUUUCUGUAAUAGGUGAGUUUAGGAUACAAUCUGCAUUGAUGACGCUUUGAUAUGCACUUGAGUGUUGUUGUUAAAACAAGGAAAUUGUUACAUUAGAUUUCCUAGACAAGGAGAUUAACAUUUUUUUGACUCUUGCUGGUAUAUUUAUUCCUAAACAAAUGGAACCCAACAUAUUCAUGGAUAUAUGUUUAUCAUAUGAGAGUAUAAGAAAUAUCCAUCCUUACAAUAUUAUAAUAUCAAAUAACAUUAUUAUUUUUGUAAUUAACUUUUUAUCUGUAAAGUACUUAUAUACUGCUUUUUUAUGUAUGUGCAAAUCUAUUAUAUGUUAGAUUAAUUGUGUUGAUUUUCUUGAGAGUUCCUUGACAUGGGAGCAACUAACUUGGAUUUUUCUUAAUACUAAAGUAUCAACAAUCUUUGGAAUCAAAACUGCUGCAAAGUGAGGUAUUCUGACUGUUGUGGCCGUGACUUAAAUAUGAAUAUUAAUCUUUUAAUUAAUAUAUAAUAAUUAAGCAAUAAGUAACAACAUUAAUAUUUUUUAUAGUUCAUGGUAUUAUGGUCAAAUAUGUGGAUAGAAAAAACACAAAACGUUGUAAUAUUAAAUGUAUAUUUAAUAUAACUAUAAUAAAUAAACAGAUGCUAGCAGAAUGGCUAUUACAGUUGCUAAAUGUUAUAAUGGUUUCACAUACAAUACAAAACAUGAAUAAACUUACACAGGCCCAAGCCUGUGGAGCUGGGGCCAUCAUCAAAUCUAUAGAUCUCUUGGCGCAUCUGAAAAGUGCAAGCUCUAAGAUCAUCCUGUGUGGACAAAAGAUUUAUUUUUUUACAAACUUUUACAAAUUGCCCGAUCUUUUUUGUUGGCAUAUACACUAAGCACAUAGACUGUAAAACUGUUGUAACAGGCAGUGUAACCUCCGUACUUGCCAGAGAUCCAAUUCAUCUGCUAAAUCUCUAGCUACUGAGCAUUUAACUAAUGUAAACUCUGUGUCCUGGUUCGGGGUUACACUGUGCCAUUAAGAAUGCCUAUACAAUAAUUUAUCUUCUGAAAUUGCAACUUUGUUUCUUCUAUUCAUUCUGAUUUUUUUUUAGGGAACCCUAAAGUUAAACUUUUUUUCACCAAUGGGAAUAAUGGUAGAAUAUUACGAAAAGCUUAACAGGAUAAUUUACAUGAGAUAAGUCAAAGUGAAUUUAAAAUUUAAGGCCAGAGUGGUCCAACUGAAUGCACAGGUGACUUAGAUAAUAUUUCCUGUAGCACAGCUUACCUGUCGCUCCAUUAGCUCUGUCUGAGUGACAUCUGGGUGAUGUUUCAUCCCUCGAUGAUAUAAAUGCCAAUUUCUAUUAAGAAUGUCCCUUUCACAAACUGUCACGACAGAAUCCAGACACAUAAAGCAUGUCAGCAAGGUUUUAGGUCUGUAAAAUAUUCCAUUAAUGGGUAUUGGCCAAAAUAACAGCUUUUUACCAGUUUUGGGAAAGAAUGAGGAAGUUUCAGUAAAAAAUAUUAGAAUGCAAAUUCAUUCUUACAGGAUUUAACAGUGCCUCUUGUGAUGUACCUAACCCAUUGACCCACCCUUUGUGUUUUGUUCUUCUUUUUUUAUGUCAAUCAAAUUUUGUAAUAGUAAAAUGACAUAGUAUAUAAGACAAAUGUAAGUGCUGGUAGAAAACUAUAUCUACUCAGCACCAGAGUCAGCAAAGACUCUUUCCUGUUAGAGAGCAAAAUUCUAUCUACAGUUAACGAUCUACAUCGUACGUCUACUACUCUAGAAAUUUGUAUAAACUUUGUCGUCUUCUGAUAAUGGGCUUUUUCUUAAAAUUUCUGAUUAUCUUUCCUGCUUUGGCAAAAGGUAAAUAUUGAUAUUACUAUUUUAACAAAGUUUAGGCAUUUCAUUUUUUACUCAAACCUUAGAAAAGUAAAUCAUAGUGUUGUCAUUUUAUUGUCUUUUUCUGUAAUAGGUGAGUUUAGGAUACAAUCUGCAUUGAUGACGCUUUGAUAUGCACUUGAGUGUUGUUGUUAAAACAAGGAAAUUGUUAGAUUGGAUUUCCUAGACAAGGAGAUUAACAUUUGUUUGACUCUUGCUGGUAUAUUUAUUCCUAAACAAAUGGAACCCAACAUAUUCAUGGAUAUAUGUUUAUCAUAUGAGAGUAUAAGAAAUAUCCAUCCUUACAAUAUUAUAAUAUCAAAUAACAUUAUUAUUUUUGUAAUUAACUUUUUAUCUGUAAAGUACUUAUAUACUGCUUUUUUAUGUAUGCGCAAAUCUAUUAUAUGUUAUAGUUAUUGCAUUUUCAUUUCGUUUAGUUUAUGUAUUUGCUUCUGUUAUCAUAUAAGCCGUUCUUUAAUUCUUUUUAUCAUUUAUACUUUUCUUAGAGUGCGUAUUUGGCUAUCCUAAAAAAAAAAAUUAUUUGUUUGUCCCGCGACAGAUAUGCAUAUGACUAUUUCAAAAAUAUCAUGCUCUCAAAAAUAUCAUGCUCUCAAGCUUUUUAUAUUUUUCUUAAUGAUUUUUAAUGAUUCAGCUUAUCUUACAUGCAUAUUUUACAUGCUAUGCAAAGUGUUUAGCAUUUCUUGUUAUGUUUGUCCUUAUAUAAACUGCGAAAUACCAAGGUGUCAAAGGGCCAUGUUUUUGAGUGGGGAGAAACAACAGAAUAUUUGAAAAACUUCACAACAUGAAAGAGAAAUGCAUCACACAUUUACAAAACCAAUAAUAAUUGAAAACAUAAACAAUUUGCAUAUCAGACUGAUCUCACCCUAAAGAGCGGUCCAGAUAUGGAAUUCUGUCUGGCUCCCUCUACCCAAGAAAUAUAAACCUCCAAAUAAUUGUUUCAGCGAUGAUAGUCUUUGUGAGUGAGGCAUAACUUAUACCCUCUUAGACACAGUGAGCAAGGCUUUCACAUAUGGAUUACCCUUGUAUUGUUUUAUACCCCUCCUCCUAUAGACUGUUAGCUUGUUUGAGCAGAUUCCUCUUCAAUCUAUCGUUCCUGUAAAUCUUUUUGUAAUUGUCCUAUUUAUAGUUAAAUCUCCCCCUCUAAUAAUAUUGUAAAGUGGUACAGAAUCUGUUGCCAAUAUAUAAAUGCCAAUAAUAAUAAUAAUAAUAAUAAUAAUAAUAACCAUAAGGAAGACCCAAUGCAAUUUAACAAAAAACCUGAUUCCAUGUCUCCUAAUGUUUGGAGCUACGUAAUUCCUAUUAAUCUUGGGCAGAUUGGACAUGCCCCAGUGUUGUCCUGAGAUUAUGGGUCCUAAGACUGCAAAGGGCAGUAGUUCCAAGCACCUUGAAACUGUAAAUGACCAAUUCCCAAAAAAGUAACUAAAACUCUCACCCAAAAGGCUCCAAAACUCACCUAUGCACGUAUAAUCUGGCACUUUCUUGGUCAAGGCAACAUAAGAGAUGGGAGAUUUUAAUAAGAAUAUAUUGUAACAAGUUAUAAUGUUGUUUAUUGUGUAUAUUUUAUACAUGCAUCUUAUGAUAUGACACAUGUAUAUCUGUUCUAGUGGCUUCCAGUCUUCAAUGUGUAUCAUGUACAGGAACUGGUGUCACAACCUGCACAGGGACCAGUGUGACUUGCCCAUCUGGUUACUUCUGUGCAUCUGCUUAUAUGAUGUCCAACAUUUCAGGUAAGUGUAUUUGCCAGUUAACUCUGAAGGUCAAUGCAAUGUAUUAGUUUCAUGUUCAUUCACUAAGCCAUAUAGGACAUUUUAACCAUUUUUUUGCUAUUUACAACUGCAAACAGCCACAAAAUGUCACUGAAAAACUGUUUUACGUUUUAAUCCUUUCAGCUGAAAAUCUCUGCAAGGUAUCAAAACAAAACGUAGUACACUCCCCAUGAGUCUAGAUUUCUCAAUAGGGGAAAUACUGUCACAUUGAAGGAUGAGAAAAACUAAAAAUGUGAUCCACACCUUAGAAGUGUAGAUCGCUGUAAGGAAACUAAGUAAAUAACUUACUUUAUUUAUUUCAAGAAUGCAAAACAUCAGAGAAUAUGAAUGCUGUAUAGAUUACUAAUUGGCUUGAGGGGAUGCAGAUACAUUGUUGAAGCCCUGUAGAACACUGAGAUCUUGAAAGAGCGUCACCUCCCUUUCAGAUCUAAGUUUAGUUCUCUUUCCUGGUACAUUCUUGAUUAAAAAAAAAGUGUAAUAGGUUACUAUGAUGGUGGCAGUGGGAUUGUAGAACUAACUGAGGAUACGGUCCGAGGUAGCAGUUAAACAAAGAACACCUUGUGUUGAUGGCUAGGUGCUGAGUAUUUUAAUUUAAGCAUAAAUGCUGAGUUUUUAGAAGACGUUUAUCAGGGAACAUGUGAAUAUUAUCCUAGAUUUGUUUGCUAGGUAGCUUUUAACCUCUUAAAGACAAAUUACGGAAAUAUUCCGUCAUGAUUCCCUUUUAUUUCUGAAACUAUGUCCUUAAGGGGUGAAACUCUAAGCCGUAUAUUGUCGAUUUGCAACAAUCUGUCUACUAGUAACUGCUGUAAAGAAGAAACACUUGUAUACAGAAUGUAUCUGCAUCUUUCUGCAAGCCACUUGAGAAUUAUUGGGAAUCAGUAAAGCAUUCAUGCUUAAAGGAGCACUACUGUUUUAUUGUUUUAUGAUAUUUUGUGUUCUUGAAAUAAAUAAGCAAUUUCAAUAACCGUUUACACUUCCUCCCUAACACUUCCUGAAAAAAGAUCUAAUUUUUAAAUUCCCCUUACUGCUUAUUGUGUUUAAUUUAGAAUAUCUUAUCCCAUGUUUUGAGUCUGCUAGAGUCUCCCAUGUGUGAUUAAAGUUCAUUUAACAGAAUGAUAGAGAAGAAAACACACUGUGCUGUUAAAAUGAAAACAUUUUUUAAUAGAGGCUGUGCGAGUCAAAUGCAGGGAGGUGUGAAUAGGGCUGCAUUACCAAAGUGAUUUAGUUCCUAAACAUCAUUGAGACAGCAGGGGCAUGGUCUGUACACAAAAUCUGCUACAUUAAAAGAGCCCCCCACUGCCCAAAUUGUAAAAAUAGAUUUAAAAAAUCACUGUUUAGUAGAUAUAACCCAUAGCAUACAUGCAUGCAUUUUUCAUACAUGUAUUCACUGGGUGUAUAUCUUUAAAGAGCUUGGUAAGGCUUCAGAUCUUAUGAAAUAAAGCCUUAGCAAGCCCUCCCUUUUUUACCCAGAAGAGACUUGCAGUCUCUUCACAGGGAAAUCAAAUAACCAAUCAGAUGCUUCUCAAAGAGAGACUCUCAAUUGGUACCCAUGUGCACUCGUACACCAUUGUGUGUGCAUGCGUUGGCUUGUCUGGUCUCAGGUCUGUGGAGCUGGACUGAGGUCUGUGAGGGGGAGGCAGGCAUGCUCAAGAAAAGCAUGCCUGCCACUUCCGUUGGCUCAGGGGAUCUAACGGAAGGAAUCUGCAUACCUCCAUGACUGUUUGAUUGACAGCCAGGGGUGUUGCCUAUUUCAUUUAUAAAAGUGCUGAUUGCUUACAGAAUUCAGCACUUUUAUAAAUUAGGGUUAAACUAGGAUACACUUCACCCAUAACGGGUGUCGAGUGGUCCUUUAAGCUAAAGUUGCUUUGGAGCUCCGAGUGUUUAUGUUUUUAAUAACAGUUUUCUUAUAGUGAUUUACACCAUCAUGGUGUAGAUCACAUUUUGUUUUUCUUAGCACUUACUCUAGGGAAGUAGAUCCAAUGUCUGGGUUCAGUUAAACUCAAAAGCGUGUGAUCACGUGUGAUCCGCAAUGUGUGAUCUUGGAUAUUUAAACUGACUUCCGAUUAUAACUGAUUUUAGAGACUUAGUGUAGUUUAUACAAUUACCAUGUUUCAUGGAAUAUACAAAGCCACAAAAUUAGAUGCACACAACGUAAUUUGCAAUAUUACAUUUGUAAAUGUGUUUGCCAAAUAAUAUUCCUUUUGCUACUUAUAUUUUCAUGCGGUUUAUUAGUAAAAUAACCAAAGGGGUGUGUGUGUUUUUUGGGCAUUCUAUGGCUAGACAGUAGACUUCUUUACUGAAAAGAAACAGUUAAAAAGUGUAAAACAGAAGCAACCUACUCCUUCCUCUUUCCUUGCUACUUGCCUUUCAGGUGAGUCUAUUCUAAUUAUAAUAAAUUUCAGCCAUUUUUUGUAUUGCAUUCACCACUCUAAUUUUGGCGGCCACGACUCUUUGUUCUAGCAUUUCAACUCACAAUCAGUCAUACACGAUUUUGCUCAGUACUUUUCCAUAUUGUGGGUGAUGACCACUUAUCUAUCUUACCUAAUAUUGGGUAACCCCAUUUAUAUUCAGUUUGGGUGACACCAAACUGUAACUGGGUAAACCCUCCUUAUAAUUGGGUAACCCCCCAAUUUGGAUAUGUGCAUUUAUUAUUUUUCAGAUCCUUUUUUUUUUUAUAAUUUCAUGAAUUACAUUUGUGUUUACAUCUGUGUUUUAUUUCCUUUCGGAGAGUCUCUGAUAUGAGAGUAUGUGAUUUCCACGCUGUCGUCUUUACAAAGUAAGGUGUACAUUUUUCCAUCACCCAUUGCUCAAAAGCUCUUUUCUCUUCAGUGUGCUAUCUGUAUUUUCCGGACAGACCUUUUCUCUGUGUGGCUCAUUGUUUACAACAGUACAUCACUCUUACUACUCCCCUUCACUCCUUCAGAACCCCUCUUUGUCUCUUAUGUAUGUUCUCAAUGUUGAUUUUCAUGUCACACUAUUGCUUGCUGAAUUAAAUGACUUAUCGAUCUUGCUGGAAUUGAUGAUUCCUUCGGAGCACAUUCUAUUCAUGGUGCAGCAGCUUCUUCUGCCCUCCUCGCAGGGAGCUCCCUUUCUGACAUCUUGUCCUCAGCUGAUUGGUGUAUGUUAUCUACUUUCUGUACUUUUUAUUUUUGACCUUCUUCUCACUCAUCAUUUUCCUAUCAUUUCCAGGCAUUAAAACAGCAAACAUGAAGCAUCCUGUCUUGCCAUAAAAUUAGGGAUUAUUCUAGCUUUAGUGACCGAAUAAUCCAAAUUUUAUUAAAGACAGGAGGUGGAUAUUUUCCCACCCUUUGUAUUUUUUUUCUACCCUCUGAUUUUUGGUUUUCAUUAUUUUCUUGUUUAUAUCAUUUUAGUAUCUUUACUAUUGGUUAUUCUGGUUAUGAUAUAGCAUUUUAGCAUUAUAGAAUCAUCCAUAACUAGGUCUUCCAUUAUAACAGUGUGCUUUCGUGUACAACCGAAUUUGGGUCCCAAUUUGGAAUUCACCGGACCGAAUACAGCACACAAAAAUGAAAUCAAGAGUUCAAAUAAAGAGGUCAGGUAUUUCCCAUGAAUCAUAUGCAAUUCUAAAUCGCAUGGACCAAUGGGAAAUAAGACCUACCUAUAAAUACUUACCUCUCCCAUUCCUUGUUGCCCUGUUGUGGUUCUUGGUAGCCAUUUAGCGUGUUUCUGUACAUUGUUUCUGGUUAAUAGUAAUAUUCUGGUUUACCGCUUUUCCUGUCUUCUGUAACCCUUUGACUUUGGCUUUCCUUAUCAAUUGUCCUGUAUUCUGUAUCCCUUUGACCUCUCACAUACUCUGUAAUUCUGUUAGUUCAGCCACUAUAAGGACCGGUAUACAGAAAGUCUGUUUGUGGUGAUUUGUACUGUGUGUUUUGGCUCCACCGAACCCUGACAGAACCAUACUUUCACAAUAUUUUUCUCUUCCUUUUUAGAGUGAAGAAUCUUCUCCACCAUCAGGGCCUUUAUAUUGUUCUGCUAGUGUGUUAAUUUAAUCAAUUUCCUUGUUUACAUAGUUGUCUACAUAUGGUGUAGCUGCAUCAAGAAAGAGGAAGUGGGAAGAAUCUCAAAGCCCUAUAUAACUCAUACAUGAAUUCUGAUUGGUUGAUUCAGUUUUACACAUUUUACGUUUUUCUUUGCUGCUGCGAGGUUUUCAGUAAAGAUGGUUAACUAAAUUUUCACCUUCUGUCUGUAAUAAAAAUUUUGAUUAUUCAGUCAGUAAAGCUAGAACAAUUCUUAAUUUUUGACUUCUGUUUCUAAUAACAAUGUUAUUGUCCUCUAAUUUCCACAGGUACAUCAGUUGUAGAGACAAUCAGAUCGUGUCAACCAGCUGAAAAGUGUAAUAAAAUGGGUAUUGUUGCUAAUACUGCUUUAAACAUUGGUUUCCUUGUGACCUGCUGUUCUACCGAUGACUGUACUCCAACUAUACCCACCAGUAAGUAUCUUGAUAAUUAAACUAAAAAUAGCCUCAUUAACGAACAGGUCCUUUGCAAACCACCUAUAAUAAUUAAAAAACAUUGGGCAUUAUAUCACUUUGAUGCUACUAACUAUUUUAACAUAAAGGCCAACAUACUAGAGAAUUCUUAACUAUAGUGAGGGGCUGCAUGCUCUCAUUCUGCUUACCUUAGUUUUAAACUAAUUUUCUGAACUCUAUAUAUGUUCAGCAAAAGGAAAUACACUUCUGGGUCUGCUUUAUUCUGUCUCAGUUCAGUUUACGUAUUGAUUGACAAUAUUUGGAGUAGAUGGGUAACACAUUAUUCCCUUAUACAGCAGGUAGUUGUCCUUCCAUUAAACCUGUAUACCACUGUCUAGAGUAGAAACACAGUUCAUAUGCUGACUGAGCAUUGUGGAAGCUGCAGUUUUGCCACAGCUAGGGAAAUUUACCAUCUGGCUAGCUCAAUUACAAGUUAUAAAGAAUAUUAACUAUGCUUACUUUGAUCUAGGAGCAUUGUGGGGACACAGGACUUUUUUUAACCCCUUGAGGACCGAUGGCGGUUUAGGACCAUCAUCGGAAACAUCCCCUUGAGGACCGGAGACGGUCUUGGGGUCUUGGGGUACUUACCUGAUUGCCAUCGUUCCCCCAGCUUAGAAUGAUUAUAUAUAUAUAUCUCUAUAUCUAUGUUAAAAUAAAUAAAUAAAAAUAAUAUGAAAUAUACAUAUGUCCAUAUACAUAAUUACAUAAAUAAUUUCAUAAAUAUACAUGUAGACUUCAAAUAUAUAAAUAUGUAUGUAUAUAUAUAUAUAUUUAAAUUCUACGUGCAUAUUUAUGUAAUAUUUUUACAUAAUUCAGUAAUUUUAUUGAUUGCAAUUUGAGGGACCUGCCUGCCAACCCAGGCCGAAAGUCCAGAGAAUUUAAUUUGCUAGCACUGUAUUUUACCCUGUAACGUUCUAUGACACCCUAAAACCUGUACACGGGGGGUACUGUUUUACUCGGGAGACUUCGCUGAACACAAAUAUUAGUCUUUUAAAACAGUAAAACAUAUCACAGCGAUGAUAUUGUCAGUGAAAGUGAAGUUUUUUGCACUUUUCACACACAAACAGCACUUUCACUGAUGAUAUUAUUGCUGUGAUACAUUUUACUGUUCUGAAACACUAAUAUUUGUGUUCAACGAAUUCUCCUUAGUAUAACAGUACCCCACAUGUAGAGGUUUUAUAGUGUUUUUGAAAGUUACAGGGUCAAAUAUAAGGCUUGAUUUUACUUUUUUUUUCAUUGAAAUUUGUCAGAUUGGUUAUGUUGCCUUUGAGAGCGUAUGGUAGCCCAAAAAUUAGAAUUACCCCCAUGAUGUCAUACCAUUUGCAAAAGAAGACAAGCCAAUGUAUUUCAAAUGGGGUAUGUUAAGCCUUUUUUAGUAGCCACUUAGUCACUUGUACUUAUAGCAUGUAAACACUGGGUGUUUUUAAACUCAGGACAACAUUUUGAAUCUAUUGAACAGUUUUUUUCAUUAGCUUUUGUAGAUAAGUAAAAGAGUUUUCAAGUAAAAGUCCAAAAACAUGUUUUUUUUUUUCAAUUUUUCACCAUAUUUUAUUAUUUUUUUUAAAGUAAAAUAUACGACAUUAUACAAAUAAUGGUAUGUAAAGAAAGCCCUUCUUGUCCUGAAAAAAACAAUAUAUAAUUUGUAUGGGAACCAUAAAUGAGAGAGUGGAAAAUUACAGCUAAACACAAACACCACAAAAGUGUUAAAACCGCUCUGGUCCUUAACGUACAACAUUGCCAAAACAGGCCGGUACUUAAGGGGUUAAUACUAGUAACCUUUGGAUUGAACAUCUGCUGGUGUCACUGCUGGUGUAAUCGAGGGAAGCUAAAUGAAUGCAUAAAAACAUACAUACACCAAACGGGCUUUUAGUUGCAUAAUGCCAGAUAAGGCAAAGAAAAAAUUAAUAAACAAAUAAUAGAAUAGUGCAAUAUGUCUUUUGAGAUAAAUAAAGGCACACUCACACUUCACGGAGAUUUGAAGAGCUCUGCUGUAUUUAGCAUGGAUGGUACAAUUCCCACCUCAGGAUAGAUAAUAAGCAGUCUUGUUGGUAUCUCUCAGUGGAAUAAUACAUAGAAACAAAAGUGGAGAUAUCCAAUGGUAUCUUAUAUAUGGAAGAUAACUAUAUUUAUUUGAAAUAACUAACUUUAUUACAAUAUUUGGCAUUUCCCUGUGUAUACUAUCUCUAUCUUACCCCCCACUGUUACUUUCUUACUAUUUUGAGUGUGAAGAUACAAUUCUGAUACAAUUACUAGUUUCUACAAGUAACAUUGAGGACAAUUCUGACUGCUCUAUUAAUUAUCGUCCUUCAAUAAUACUGAACCUACCCCUCUUUUUGAGACAUUUAGUAGACAUACCACUCUACACUUACCCUAGCAUUAAUAAAGGAUUUUCCCACAUGUAUCAGCAUUGGUUAUACGUGAGGGUAUUGUCUCUUAGAUUCCCUUUAUAUGUGUUGUUACCUAAUUUUAUUAGGUGUUAUUUUGAGAUUUCUUAACUUUAGUGGUAUGCUCUGAUUCAUAAGGGCUAUCCAACGCUUUUUGGUUCCUUCUCUUUGGAACAUUUUUUUUAACUUGCUAUUAGGGUCAGGCCCUUACAAGUUGGAUUAUUUAGUUUAGGAGACCUUAUUUUCUCUUUUUUCAUCUUCUACAUACCUUUCUUCUUUUGUUUUUAAUCUAACUAAUCCUUGUUUUACUUUCUUUUUCUCAUUUAUAUAUCUAAAAAAAAUGUUAUCCCUUUUUUUACUGACUGUGCUAUUUUCUCUUCUGUGUGUGAUUUGGAAGCUCUUAUAACUUGCUUAACCUCUUUCUGUCUAAUCUUAUAGGUCCCCCCCCUAUUAUCUUUGUGGCCCCUACCCACUGCCCAUGGCUGGGGGCUAUGGGGAGGACAGUAGGUCCCCCCUCAUUAUCUUUGUGGCCCCCACCUGCCGCCCAGGGGUGGGCGCCGGGGAGGAGGACAGUAGGUCCCCCCUCAUUGUCUUCGUGGCCCCCAUCCGCCGCCCAGGGGUGGGGGCCGGGGGGAGGACAGUAGGUCCCCCCUCAAUAUCUUUAUGGCCCCCACCUGUCACCCAGGGGUGAGGGCCGGGGGGGAGGACAGUAGGUCCCCUCAUUAACUUUGUGACCCCCACCUGCUGGCUAGGGGUGGGGGCCGUGGGGGGAGGACAGUAGGUCUCCCCAUUGUGAUUGAUGGCCCCCACCCUCGGCCCAGGGGUGGGGGGGUGGGGGCCGGGGGGAGGACAGUAGGUCCCCCCUCAUUAUCUUUGUGGCCCCCACCCGCCACCCAGGGGUGGGGGCCGGUGGGAGGAGAGUAGGUCCCCUCCCCUCAUUAUCUAUAUGGCCCCGACCCGCCGCCUAGGGACAGUAGGUCCCCCCAUUGUGAUUUAUGGCCCCCACCCACAGCGCAGGGGUGGGGCAUUGAGUGAGGACAGUAGGUCCCCCUCUCGUUAUCUUUGUGGCCCCACCCGCCGCCCAGGGGUGGGGUCCAGGGGGAGAACAGUAGGUCCCCCCUCAUUAUCUUUGUGCCCCCCCCCUGCCGCUCAUGGUGGGGGCUGGUGGGAGAACAGUAGGUCCCUCCCUCAUUAUCUUUAUGGCCCCCAACUGCUGCCCAAUGGUGGGGGCCAGAGGGGAGGACAGUAGGUCCCCUCCCCUCAUUAUCUUUAUGGCCCCUACCCGCCGCCCAGGGGUUGGGGCAGGGGGGAAGACAGUAGGUCUAUUAGAACACUUAGGAGGAUAACAGACUGAAAUCCAAAAAAGCACUACCUUCAAAAGGUUCUUAACUCCAAAAAAUACUUUUUCUGCUGGGACUCUUUAAUAUUGUUAUAUCUCAGUAUUUUUAUAUAUAAUAUUGUGUAUACAUAUAUCUGUAUAAGACUAACUAGUAUUUCUUAUUUGGCGCAGUCUAUUUUUUUUCUAAAUUUUUCAGUGUUUUUAUGUGUGAUUACACUUAAGGUUUAACAUUUUUAGGCACAGUUUAUCAAUUAUAAUACAACAAGUAAAAAAAAACAAAAAACAUGUUCUUAUCAAUAAAGAGAAAACAGCUUCCCACUGAACACCUCCCAAGUAGUGUUAAGUCUAAACAAGCCAAAAUAUAUAAUACACUUGGGAUGCAGCUAACCUAACCUAAAAUAUAAUAAAACGGAGAUCCUAAGAGGGAGAAAUUAUCCCCCCAAACACCAGGGGAGGCAUCAUUAGAGUGCAUUUCCAAAAUUCUGUGAGUGCAAUCUUUAGCAGGGAUUACGACAUUUCCAUCAACUGUAUUAUGCUAUUUUUUUUAUUAUAUUUUAGGUUUAUUAGCUGCAUCCCAUGUGUAUUAUAUCUUUUGGACAGUUUAUCAAUUGUUUGCUUUCUUUAUUACAUAUUGUCCCAGGGUUCGGGAAUCCUUGUAAGAUUUACUGCUGCUUCGCCUACAGUAUAUAGUGAGCACCUAUAUUUUAAUUAGUUUUUUUAAUUAAACCAUGUUUUGUUCUUUUUACUUUUAUCUCCUUACCUUACAGUUCCAUCUAUUAGUAAUGCGUUCAAUGGACUGACGUGUCCGAGUUGUAUAUCAGCAAGUUCUGAUUGUACUUCUUCAGAAACCAUGCUAUGCCAAGGAGAGGAGAAUAUGUGUGUUCGCUACACCACAAUUUCAAAUAAUGGUAAUGUCAUUAUGUAUUAAUAUAUAGAAUACAUGCAAACCAUUCUUCAAGUCAAGAAUCAAUAUUUGACAACUAAUUAAAAGUCUUACAUUCGAUUCAAAAUGGCUUAAAAUAUAGUUACUGUUGUUAUUACUGUUUAAUGCUUUCACAUAUAACUUGAAAUUACUCAGAAUCAUACAGUGUGUGUUAACCAAACCAUAUUUUAUAAAUAUCAUACACAUGUGUUACUUUCUUGCAACUGUUGAACAAACCGUCAGGGAACGUUAAAGGAGUGUAUGUUGCUGUUGGAGAGAGGUCAUCGGAAUACCUUAUGCCAUGAGUUCUGCCACAUGAUCAUCGACAAUACAAUUACUUGGACAUGUAGAAAUGCUUUGUACUUAUUAUAGUCUAACUGUCUUCAUAUUCACUCUAUCAACGCAGUAAUACUCCUGCACAAGAAACAUGCCAUAUAUCUUAUAAGAACAAUUUUUAAUUUUUGUAGGAAUCAGUAAUAUCCGUGGUUGCUCUACUCAGGCUCCCUGUGACAUUGGUAGCUUUACUGCUACUGCCAGUGGUGCAGUUGUUUCUAUUUCAUUUUUGUGCAACAGUGGGACUACAGGUACGUGUCUAACAACCCUUUUUAAGUUUGAGAGAUUAAUGUGGAUAUUAAGACAUCUUCAGGAUCAAUUAUUGCCUGCUUACAGUGCUUAUAAUGUAUUUUUUAGCACAAAAUAUUGUUGUUUGCAAACCUAAUAAAUAUAGUUAUACAAUGGAAAAAUCAAACAGAUUGUGAACAAUUCUAUGGAUAAAAUAAUGUGAUACAACAUUGUAAAUAUGCUGUAUAUCUACUGUAUGUAUAAUCAUGUAAUAUGACAGAAUGGUAGAGAAAAGACUGUCACUGGCACUUCUGUUCUUGUGGAAUACAAUGUCCAUUAAAAUAUUUUAUAAAAAUGAAUAUACAAAUUUCAUAAGAGUGAACACAUAUGUGUGCAGGGCCAAAAAUACUAUGAUGGUUAUAGGCUCCCAUAAAACAUUUUAACAUGUUUCAGAACCAUUUAUAUUGGGAUCUAAUAUAUAUACAUGUUUAUCUUCUAGUGUUUGCUUCCCAGCGGCAAUGUGUAUCCUGUACAACAUCAAGUAACACAACCUGCACAGGGCGCAGCGUAAUUUGCCCAACUGGUUAUGUCUGUGCAACUUCUUAUUUGGUGACUGUUAUAUCAGGUAUGUCAUGUGUAUCAAGAACUUCAUUGAACUGCAAUUUCUAUAUAUUGUGCAAACGCUUCCAUUGUGUUCAGAUAUAAUUUCGGAUACCUGUGCCAUGAAUGGAGCGGUGUAGGAGCACUGAGCACUUGGACUAACUCGGGUGAGCUUUGUAUUUCUCUGCUUAUUUCGGAGAGCACCAUGGCUUAUCUUUUUUAUUUGAGUUCAUCACAUGCAAUUGUAACCUAAUUAAAAAAAAAAAAAAAAGUUAAAAUAAUGAAUAAACAUACAGCUUUACUUGUUGGUGAUAUUUAAAUUACAACUUUUUUUAGGUAGAUAUAUAAAUAAAUCCAAACUAGAUUACUACUAUUGAAAAGGAUAGUACUUUAUUCUCAAAAUCCAGACAUUUUGGCGAUUUGAUGAAAGGAAGUGAUCAUUUCAGGCUAAAGAACUGAACUGUAACAUUUCUACAGCUAUUUUUUCAGGUUGCCAUCACAGCUCACAGUUUAGUGAAUACACCAAGAAUGACCAGUCAAUCAUGAAGAGGAAUAAAGAUAUUUUGGGAUGUAUAAAAUAUGUACAUUAUUCUUCAAUAUCAUAUAACAUAUCAGAUUUUUACAUACCUGUAAACUGAUGUUUUAUUUAUAGGAACUGCUGUUUGUCAAAAUAUCAAAGCAAAACAUAUUGGAGCUGUGAAGUUUUAUAAUAUACUUUUAAGCAGGACAUUCUUUGAAAAAGUGCUGUUUAUUGAUCCCUAUGCUCAUGAAUGGCAGUAGAAAAAAAUAAAUCUAUAGUGUGUGUGUGUGUAAUAUAUAUAGUGUAGAUUGGAUUAGCCGUAUUAGUCCACUAGACAAGAUGCCAAAAUACCAGAGUAUUGCAGUAUGCAAUGAUUCCUUUUUUAUUUGACUAACAUAAUAUUUCAAAGACAAGCUUUCAAUAGUAUCCUGUCUUCCUCAGGUCUGAAGCAAUACAAAUCAAACAAUCUGAUAGAGUUUAACACUUAAAACAACUGAUGUUAGAGAAGGGGAGGGAGGGGGGUAAGCAGGGCAAGACUGGCCCACCGGGAUACCGGGAAAUUUCCUGGUGGGCCGCGGCACCUGGGGCCAGGCUGACAGUAAUUUUAUUUAAAAUAUUUUCCCCUCGGACUGUGCCAGGCUGUGUCAGUCCGAGGGGAGUAAAGAGGGACUAUCUGGGGGCUGGUACGGGCGCAAUGAGGCAAUGAGGCUGCCUGCGGCCGGAGGGAGUCUCCCAGCACAAUUUACCUUAAUUUAGGCUGCAUGCCCCGCCUCCGCACACAAGUCCCGCUCCUGAACAUAGCUCCGCCCCUCGUGUAAGCCCCCUCCCCCACACACACGUUGCUCGCCGGAAGGAAGAGGCUACAAAAUAGAAAAUUCACCUACCAGUGCCAGGUAAGCUUCAGUCAUUACAGUGAUUGUGUUUGUGUGUGUGCCUGCUAGUGAGUGAGCUUGUCUGUGUGUGUGUUUGCCUGCUAGUGAGUGAGCUUGUCUGUGUGUGUGUGUGUCUGCUAGUAAGUGAGCUUGUCUGUCUGUGUGUGUGUUUUCCUGCUAGUGACUGAGCUUGUCUGUGUGUGUGUGUGUGUGUGUGCCUGCUAGUGAGUGAGCUUGUCUGUCCGUGUGUGUGUGUUUGCCUGCUAGUGAGUGAGCUUGUCUGUGUGUGUUUGCCUGCUAGUGAGUGAGCUUGUCUGAGUGAGCUUGUCUGUGUGUGUGUGUGCCUGCUUGUGUGUGUUUGUUUAUGUGUGUGUGUGUGUGAGUGAGCUUGUGUGUGUGUGUGCCUGCUAGUGAGUGAGCGUGUCUGUGUUCAGGGCCGGUGCAAGAAUUUCUGCCAUCUUAGACAAAGAUCCAUUUUGCCACCCCUUCAUGUCACUCACUAACAGACACACACACGCUGACACACAUACACUCACUUACUGACACACACACACAGAAACUCACUGACAGACAUACACUCAAUCACUGACAGACACGCACACAGACACUCACUGACAGACAUACACACUCACUCACUCACUGACACACACACACUCACUGAUAGACAUUCUCUCACUGAAUGACAGACAAACACACACACACACUGACAGGCAUAUACUCACUCACUGACAAACACAUACACUCACUGACAAACAUACACUCACUCACUAACACACACACACACACACACAUACAUUCACUGACAGACAUUCACUCACUGACAUACACACUCACACAGAUACUCACUGACAGACAUACACUCACUCACUGACACACACACUCACUGACAGAUAUACACUCACUCAGUGACAUACACACACAUUCACUGACAGACAUAUACUCACUCACUGACACACACACACACACACACACACACACACUCACUCACUGACAGACAUAUACUCACUCACUGAGAGACAGACAGACACACACACACACACACAGAGACAGACAUGCACUCACUCACACACAGGCACUCACUGACACACACACACACACACAGGCAGACACUCAGUGACACACACACUCACUGACAAACACUUAAACACUCACCUCCCUAGGAUCCAGUGCGGGGCAGCUCCUCACUCCUCCCGCCCGCCGUUUAGUAUAGCAGGGCCUAGUUCUGCGGCUCAAGACAGGGUGAGCCCACCAGGAAAUUUCCCUCUAGGCGCCCCCCAGCAGACCGGCGCCACCGUUAGGUGAACUAGGCAUUCGGUCCUGUCUGUGUGUGUGUGUGCUAGUGAGUGAGCUUGUCUGUGUGUGUGUGUGCCUGCUAGUGAGUGAGCUUGUCUGUGUGUUUAUUUGUGUGUGCCUGCUAGUGAGUGAGCUUGUGUGUGUGUCUGCUAGUGAGAGAGCUGGUGUAUGUGUGCCUGCUAGUGAGAGAGCUUGUGUGUGUGCCUGCUAGUGAGUGAGCUUGUCUGUGUGUGUGUGUCUGCUAGUGAGAGAGUUUGUGUGUGUGCCUUCUAGUGAGUGUGUGUGUGCCUUCUAGUGAGUGAGCUUGUCUGUGUGUGUUUGUGUCUGCUAGUGAGAGAGCUUGUGUGUCUGCCUGCGAGUGAGUGAGCUUGUGUGUGUGCCUGCUAGUGAGUGAGCUUGUCUGUGCAUGUGUGUCUGCUAGUGAGAGAGCUUGUGUGUGUGCCUGCUAGUGAGUGAGCUUGUGUGUGUGUGUGCAUUCUAGUGAGUGAGCUUGUGUGUGUGUGUGUGUGUGAGCUUGUCUGUAGUAAGCUUGUGUAUGUCAGAGUUUGUCUGUACAACAUUUGUGUGUGUAUGACAAUAAGCUUGUCUGUGCAUGUCAGUGAGAUUGUCUGUCAGUGAGCCUAUUUGUGUGCAUCUGUAAGCUUGUGUAUUUAUGCCAAUGAACUUAUGUACAUCAAUGUCUAUGACGCUGUGUAUCAAUGAGCUUGCGUAUGUCAGUGAGAUUGUCUGUAUCUGCAUGUGAGUACGCUUACUGUAUAAUUAAAUGUUUUACUCUGAAAGGAAUAUUUUAUAUUAGAAAAAAAUAAAUAUAUAUAUUGACCAAUAAAAUGUAAGGGGCUAUGUCUUGCCACCCCAGAUGAUUGAGUCAUAUAUAAAUACAUAUGAUAUUAUAUAUAUAAAUUUCAACAGUUUCUGGCACUCAUCCCAAAAAAAAUAAUAAAUAAAUCACGUCCAGCAACUGGGAAGCGUGUGGGAGGUGAAGAGGGAGGGGAAAUGCGGCUGAAGAAACUCUCCUAGCAGAGAGAGAGGCGUGCCCAAUAAUGCAAUCUGACCAAGUUUAUAGUAACAAUUGUCAAGUAAUGCAUGUCCCUUUAACUGUAUUAUAUAUUAAACUGGAUACAGAUAUGUAUAAUUAAAAUAACCAAAGAACAACAUUUAAAAAUGUAUUUAUGUUAUUUUAUUUUGACUCCUGCCUUUUUAAAUAGUGAUGACUUUCCCCAAUUGCAUUCCAACAGUAUUGUAGGCUUGACUUCUAGAAAGGCCAUUGCAUAUAAUUACACCCAUUGCACUCACUGUUAUGUCAUUUUUUAUUUUUUUUAUAAAUAACAUUUGUUUGUUUGUUAAUAAUAUCAGCUAACCCAUUAUUUAGAAAACUGGUGGAAGGGUGGGUCAAAAAACAUUGUUGGUAUUGAAGUUUUAUUUAUUUUUGCACGAAAUAUCAAGUAUUACUGAGAAUAUAAAAAAAUAUACCCGCAGAAUAAACAAUUAUUUACAAUGUCACUCUUAAUGCUAUCUUAAUGUAUCAUUCACAGGCAAAGCAACUAUAGAUGUUGUUAGAUCAUGUGCUCCAGAAUCCAAGUGUAAUAUUGUUGGAUCUAUGACCUAUUCUGGUGUCAAAAUUUAUAUGGCCAGCUCCUGUUGUUCAACAAACAACUGUUCUCCAACUAUGCCUAUGUGUAAGUACUUACUUAUAUGUCAUUAUUCUGAAUAUUUCUCUGAAAUGUCAGUUAUUGAAAGAGUUAGGUAUGCAGCUUCUCUUCCUAUAUCACCUUAUCUCAGUGGCAACAAGAAGGGUGAUGCCGCAGGGAGAGAGGAAAACAUAGGUUGCUUGGCUGUACUUACCUCAAUGUUUUAUUACUCUGCUUCCAAGAGAUUGGCAUGAUGACCCUCUACAGAGAAACAACUGGGCUACAGGGAGAUCAGUACACUUUUUAUUACUUAUCCAAUUAAACCCAAAGAAUAACCUCUAGCUUAAAGAAACACUAUAGUCACCACAACAACUAAUCUUAAUUUUAAUGGUGUAUAGAUCAUGUUCCUGUAGUUUUACUGCACAAUUCUCUGCCAUUUAGGAGUUAAAUUACUUUGUUACUACAACCCCCUGCAUGUGAUUUACACAGUCUUCCUAACACUUCCUAUAAAGAGUCAUCCAGUGUUUAAACUUCAUUUAUUGCACAUUCUAUUUGAUUUAGAUUUUUUUUUCGUAGUCUGUUUGAUCGUGAUGGAGACUGCUGUGUGUAAGAUGCAAGUUAAAUUUACAGAGCAAGAGAUACAACUUCUAAAGCAAAUUAACAUCUGAUUGAAAAUUAAACCAUUGUUUUCAUGCAAACUGUGUGAGUCAUAACCAGGAGAGAGGUGGCUAUUGCUGCAUGGAAGGAAACAAAUGUGAUUUAAUUCCUAAAUGGUAGAGAAUUGAGCAGUGAAACUUCCGAAUCAUGAUCAAUACACAAAACUGCUUAAUUAAACUAAAGUUGUUUUGGUGCCUAGUGUCUUAUUAAGAUCUCAAAGCCAGAGUAAUCCACUGAGUGUGGUUACCCCUCUUUCAGAACAUAAACAUGUAUUCCUGACCCUAUGGAGUUAAAACCCCCAUCUAGCCCCCCCCCCUUCCUCCUGCCCCUCUAUUGCCACCCUAAAUAGAAUAAAAUCUUAGUUAUAUUCAAGUCUGCAGCUGCUGCAUCUGCCCCUGUCUGCCUCUAACAUCAUUUUGUCUGCUGACAUCAUCAGAAAUGGUGGUCUGAGUAAAUUGCAAUGCUUCUCCAUAGGAUUGUCUGAGACUGUCAAGCAGACAGAUCAGGGGCAGAGCCAGCACAAGUCAAACACAGCUCUGGCCAAUCAGCAUCUCUUCAUAGUGAUUAAUCAAAUCAAUGCAUCUCUAUGAGGAAAGCUUAGUGUCUGCACUCAGAAGGUGGAGACUCUGAAUGGCAGUACUGCACAGUGUGCAGCCCUGCCCCAGGAAGCACCUCUAUUAGACUCUCUGAGGAGUGGCCAGUGGAGGUAUCCCUAGGCUGUAAUGUAAACACUGCAUUUUCUCUGAAAACAGUGUUUACUGCAAAAAGCCUGAAGGGAAUAAUUCUACUCAUCAGAACAAAUACAAUAAGCUGCAGUUGUUCUGGUGGCUAUAAUGCUUCUUUAAUAUUUACUAAUAUUUUCAUUCUUUGCUUGACUGUAUCAAGACAGGCACAAUCGCAAACAAAUUAUUAAAAGAGACUAAGGGGUCUGUAAAGUAGACAUGUGUAUGUGGGGAAAAAAAUUUUUUUUGCUUUGGUAAUUCCAAAAUAAGUUUCAGCAAAAUGUUGUAAUUUCAUCUGAAAAUGUUCAUAAACUUCUGAAUUUCAGAUAUUCAUUAUUUCCUACAGAUGCUGAUUAGUAGAUACCCCUAUGUGUAAUUUCCGUACUUAGGAUACCAAAUGAUUGCACUGUUUAGUAGAUAGCUCCCCUAAUAUGGUACCCUUAUGUUAGAUUGCCUAUUCGUUCAGCUAUCUACUAAAACUAUCUACUAAACACUGCCCUAAUUUGGUAUCCUUAGAAGGGCCGUCCCACACAAGGGUGCCAUAAUGAGGAACCUAUCUACUAAACAGUGCUCUAAUAAAUACCAUGUAAGGAUAGGAUACCAAACCAGUGAGCUAUCUACUGAACAACUGAAAGAGCAAAAAUGAGAAGAGCCAAGGUCCCUAAAUUUGUUCUUCCAGUUGCUUAGUAGAUAAGUUCCUUAGUUGGCAUGCUAAUAAAUGGCAAUCCCACGUAAGGAUACAAAUUUAGAUAGCUAUCUAUAACAGCUGAAAAAUCAAAACUAAGAAAAAACCAAAACUUUUUCUUAAUUUUGCCAUUUCAUUUGCAUACUAGAUAAAUCACUAAUUUGCAGUGCUUAUGAAAACAAAUGGAUUUUCGGAACAAUUUAUUCCGUAAUCUUUCACUUUUGGUUAUUUUGAAUGUUGCCAAAUUUUGAACUCGGAACUUCAGAAUUCUGAAUUCAGACAUUUUCACAUUCCAAAAGUCAGCUGAAAUUUGAUUUGUCUGAAAGACUAAACCUGAUGAGAAUAUUUGUCUCUGACAUCUUGUAUCAGCACCAACCAACCAUGGCCAACUUGGGAGGAGGAAAUCUUGUACCAUGGUGCAUUCACAAGAUAUUUUACGAAAGUGAAAACUGUUGGAAUUCAAAGUAUAUGUCAAAUUUAAGGCCAGAAUACCAAAAAUUAAACUGGAAUUGGCUUGGAGAAUUUUUUCAAUCCAUAUUAAAUGCAUAUUAAAAUGAUGGGGACAAAAGUGCUCCUACCUCUAACAUUUUGGGUCACACUAUUAGACAGACUGUAUAUUAUUAUUAUUAUUAUUAUUAUGUUAUUAUGUUAUUAGUUAUAUAGCGCUGACAAAAUCCGUAGCACUUUACAGUGGGUGGACGAACAGACAUGUAAUUUUAACUAGACAAGUUGGACACACAGGAACAAGUUGGACACACAUGCUAGAGGGAGUGGGGUAAAGUGACACAAAAGGUAUUAGAUAGUAUUAGACAGUAUAAUGACAGUUGCAAGAGAGGAAUCAGUCGGGAGCUAUUAACAGUUUAAUUGAAAUGCUUUUAUGAAGAAGUGGGUUUUUAAUGAUUUUUUGAGGGAGUGGAGACUGGGUGAGCAUCUAACGGGAAGGAGGGAAGUGAGUUCCACAGGAACAGUGCAGCCCUGGAGAAGUCUUGAAGGUGAGCAUCAAAGGUGGGAGUACGGAAAGAAGAUACACAUAAGUCUUCAGCAGAGCUUAAGGGCUAGAUGGGACAUACUUGUGUGUAAAUGAGGAUAGAUAGGUGGUAGCAGCAUUAUGUAGAGAUUUGAAAGGAAGUAAAAUAAUUUAAAAGUGAGCCCUAUAUCUUACUGGAAGCCAAUGUAGGGACUGACAGAAAGGUGAGGCAUGGGAGGUGCUGGUGGACAGGAAGAUGAGCCUCGUCACUUCAUUCAUUAUGGACGGUGCAAGGUGGGAGAAUGUAAGACCACUGAGAAUCGGAUUACAGUAGUCAAGGCGAGAAAGGACAAUGGAAUGGACCAGCACCUUAGUCGCAUCUGGCGUUAAGUAGGGUCAGAUGCGCACAAUGUUUUUGAGAUGGAAACAACAGGAUUUGUCAAUAGACUGGACAUGAUGGGUGAAGGAGAGGUCGGAGUCAAAGAGAACAUCUAGGCAGUGAGCCUGCAUUGUGAAGCUGAUGGUAGUAGACUUGGAGGGAGGGAGACACAGGAGUAGCAACACUUGAGGGAGGAAAGACUAGAAUUUCAGUUUCGGUCAAGUUGAGUUUAAGGAAGUGGGCAUCCAUCCGGUUAGAAAUAGCAGAGAGGCAGUCAGAAACCCUAGUAAAGAGGGACAGGAAGAGAUCAGGAGAGGACAGGUAGAUUUGCGUGUCAUCCACAUAGAAAUGAUAUUGGAAGCCAAAGGGGCUAAUAAGUUUACCAAGGGAGGAAGUAUAAAUAGAGAACAGUAGGGUACCAAGGAUUGAACCUUGGGGGACACCAACAGAAACACUGAAAGAGCGCUGGGAGAGGUAGGAGGAGCACCAGGAGAGAGCAAUAUCUUGUAGACCAAUAUUGCGGAGAAUGAGAAGAAGCUAUUGAUGAUCAACUGUGUCAAAAGCUGCAGACAGGUCAAGGAGAAUUAGGAUAGAGUAGUGACCACAAGAUUUUGCAGCAAGUAGAUCACUGGCUACUUUGGUUAGCGCGGAAACCAGACUGAAGCGGGUCUAGCAGAGAGUUAGACUCAAUGAAGUCUGUCAAUCUUGCAUACACAACUCUUUCAAGGAUCUUGGAUGCAAAAGGCAGUAGCGAGAUAGGACAGUAGUUGGAUGGGGAGUUAGGGUCAAGGUUAAGGCUUUUUUAGAAUUGGGGUUACAGUUGCAUGUUUGAAAGGUAAUGUAAAUAUGCCAGAGGGGAGAGAGAGAUUGAGUAUUUUAGUGAGAGGUGGAGAAAGAGAAGAAGACAGAGUACGGAUGAGAUGGAUCUAGGGAGCAGGUGGUGGGACGGGAGGACUGGAGCAGAGCAGAAACCUCUUCCACUGUAGUGGGUGCGAAUGAACAUAGAACAGCAGAGGGAGUGAGGUUAGGGGAAGUAUUGUAAGGGGAAUAAGAAAGAUGUAGAGAUCUUGUCAGAGAAGUGAGUGUGUUGAUGAUGGUGUACGAUACCAUAUAGACCCCUUUUUAUAAAUACAUUUAUUUCUAAAUUUAUAUAGUAUCGUUCUGUUUUUCUCGCAUUGGAUUUGGAACACUGUUCAAAAUUUCUACAAUAAAUUGAAAACAAUGUAGCUGUUCAGGAGAGGUUGGUGGUAGAAUAUAUAUAGAACAUCCUCUGUGACUAGUGGAUAAUGAUAACAUAUUAGCAGGGUUAUUCAAUAAAGUGAGGAAUUUCAGGAAAUCAAAGUGAAUUUGUAAUUGUAGACGAUUGUAGACAAACCAUAAGCAUAACUGACUUGAUGAAUCUUUUCAAUUCAAACAAUUUUGGCCUAACUUAAGUUUGAAAUAAACUUUGAAUUAUUUUUGAAUCAUGACAAUUAUCCAAUAACCCUGUAAGAAACAGACAGCAGUGCUCUCCAUCACGAAAUAAAGUCUAAAAGUGCUACAGUAACUAAUCUGCAUUCUCUUGCUAUCUUUCAGUGCCCCCGGAUAAUGUUCAAGCGAAUGGGCUGGUAUGUCCCACCUGUAUCUCACCAAGUUCUUCUUGUUCUUCAAACACAAUGCAGUGUACUGGGAGUGAGAAUAUGUGUGUUAGCCAAACAAAGCAAACAGGUAAUAAUCCUCACCAAAACCUUCCUUGUAUGGAUCACUGUCUAACAUACAGUACAAAGUACGUACAAAAGUGAAGAGUAUUUCCUGUUACUUUGGAGAAUAGGCAGUAUUGUUAAUUUGUAAUUUGUAGAUAUAUAAUAUGUCCUCCUCUCAUCAGACAGGUGUACAGCUUGCUUCUGCCUAGGGCAGAUUGUCCGAUUGUUAAAGGAACACUGAAGUCUCCCAGAAGGAUAUGGGCACAGUGGCCCUGUAGUUGUGACCAUUCCAUGUGAAACAUUGCAGUUUUGUAGAAACAGCAACCUUUACGUUACAAGAUAUAUUCCUGAUAGCCACUAUAGGCACUUCUGCUGGAAAACAUAAAAUGCAGUCACAGUGAUGUUGCAGCUCAUAGGAAAACAUUGAAUUCUAUGUUUUCCUAUGAGAAGUAUUUGCAUGGGUGCACAGUUCUUGCUGCAUAUGCGUAUCAGUCACUAAUCCUUCUCUAUGAGAAGCAUUGAAUUUAGAGAGCCAGAUGAUGUUGUUGGGGGAUUGGGCGGUAUCAAUAAAAUAGUCCUAGCACUGGGUAAAAGGUAAGUAAAAAAAAACACUUUUCUUCAGGUUUUUACUCCAAACAGGGUGGACCUAAAAUGAAUCAUGCUGUAGAACCAAGGAUGAUCCUAGGGUCACAGACACCUGGAUGAAGACAUUUUGUGACGCUCCAUCUCUUCUCUGCUCCCCCCCACCUUCCGGUGCCUUGGAGAGGUGCACCCGCCCAGGAAUGGCCUUGAGUAGGACAAUAUUGAGUUAAGAAUACAGAUUUGUAUUCCUAAUGCUAUAAUGUUCCUUUAAGCCUCUGUUAGUGUUUCCUGAUUGAACGUUUGUAAGAGUUUUUCUCUCGUAUCUAUAAUUAUCUAUUUUUUUAUUUUAAUAAUUUUCACUCCAAUAUCUCAUAUUCAUAAUAAUUCCAAUGUUAUUUAAUAAAUAAUAUUUUUUCUUAUAGGUGGAACUAUAGAGACUAUUAGUAGUUGUGGAACCAGCACUUUGUGUGAUGUUGGCACCUACAGUGUGAUAGGAGGUGGCUUGGCUGUUGAUUUUACAUUUUCCUGCACAAAUCCUGGUACUGAUGUCUAAUUUUACUUUCCCUGUGAUUGGAUGUUUAUUUGAACACUUGUAGAACCUGUUUAGUACCAAUUUAGUGUAAGAAAAAGUAUUUGCAGUAGGAGACCCUGAAAAGGAUUUUUAAUAUUAAUGCGUACUAAACUGUGCUUUCAAAGUGUCAAUUAAAAUGGUACAAAAUGUGAAUACUUUAGUUGAACAGAUGGCUCUGUUUUGAUCCACAUGUGGAUUGUGGAUGCGACACUUUUUAAAAAUAUCAAAUUCCGAAUCUCUCUGUUUCUUAAGUUUGAUGCUCUGUGAUAAAAGUAUUGACAAAGUAUGUUUCAACAAGUUCUAUUCAUAAUGAGGCAGGCAAAAGAAGAAAAUUACUCCUGGGAUGCUAGCAUGCAGGACUUGUGGUCCAUAGCGCAACAUUCAUCUGCUUAUUAUAAUCAACUGUAAGAGUGUUGACAUAUCUGUUACAGAGUAUUGCAAGAGUAAAGUAUGAGCAUAAAAGCAUAGUUUUUACAAGCCCAGCACUGUGUAGAUUUGUGCAUGGUAGACUUGCUACAGGAUGUAUUACGUUAUCCGAUUGUAAGAGAUCCUGAUCGUUUCCUCAGUCAGUAAAGUUUAAAUCAUUUGGACCGUUAUUUGCAGUUGUUCAUGGAUCUCACAAGUCCAAAAAUAAAUAAUGGUCGACAUGAUUGAUACUUAGAUGCCUUGGGGUCCUUUAAAAUGAAAUAAAUCCCUCACAUGUUGAGGUAAUAAAGACCUUCUGCAGGGGAUCUCCCAUUGCCCGAACGUAUGUUGUCACAUUACCGGUCAAAGUAACAACCAGGAUCUCCCAGGAUUACCCAAUAAUCAUGCCCUAUCUAAUUUACAUCUCUGAUCUUGAUCAUAACAUUGUAAUCAUUUAUUAGGGGAAUGACAGCCACCACAUAUUUAUAGAUCACGUUUCCAUUGUUUGAAUUUUUCCUAUGACAGAAACAUUUCCUCCAGUUGGUUAACGACUAUUUAACAUGGCUGGUUUUACCUGUCCACAAAGUCUGAUUGAAGAGGUAUACAUUAAAACUCCCUCUUUGCCUCACCUUAGAUUAUCAGUGAACACUAGAGAAGGCAGUGAUCUGCUAUAAAACAGCUUAAUUUUAAUUAAUCUAUUUAUUUUAUUCUAAACCUAAAUGUUUGGGAAAAAAAUUACGUUUCACAGUUGCUCGAUUUUACAAAUAAGCGGAUGAGGUCACACAGUGUUAAUUUUGGCUGCAAAUUUAAAUUUAGUUUAGUAAUAGUCUUUUGACUAAAAAGCUAUUUUAGUUUUAGUCGUAUUUUAGUUAUCUGAAUUGUUUUAGUUUUUGUCUAGUUUUAGUCAACUAAAUGUCCAGCAGAUUUUAGUCAACAUGACUAAAAUCGAAUGGGUUUAGUUAAAUACUUUUUGCCCCUUUCCACAGCCUCUCUGUUCAGUGUUCAUUUUGGCACCAAAUUUCAAUUCAGCUUUAGUUAUAGUGUUUUGACUAAAAUGCCAUUUUAGUUUUAGCCGUAUUUUAGUCAUCUUAGUUGUUUUAGUCUAAUUUUAGUCAACUAAAUCUCAAAAAUUUUAGCCGACAAAAAAUUGACAAAAAUUGUUAGUCUACAAAAUUAUGUCACAUAAUCGUAUAGCCAACCUAUCACGUAGCUCAUUGAAGUGAUCUGGGUGUAACGUCCCAUGUCCCUUAACCCUACAGUGGUUUCUGAUAAACUGCAAUUAUUACCCCUGAGGGUUAACUCCACCUCUAGUGACUAACAGACAACCACUGGAGGGAAUUCUUGAAUUGAAAUGGAACUUUGGUCUGUUAUCCAAUGGCGGACAUCCUCACGCUCUAAAUGAGGACUUCCAGUGUCAGAUUUGUCCCCAUAUUAAAAUAUUAAUGUUUUCCACCCACCCAUAUUAAAAUAUUAAUAUACUCUGCCAAUACUAAAAUGUUAAUAUUUAUAUUAAAAAAAAAUUAUUGUUAGGCAACAAAAUUAUUAACCGAGAAGGAGAUAAUAUGAAAGCAUUGAAUAAUGCUUUCCUAUGGGGAAAUCCUAAUGCGAGCUCGGCCAUUGCCACGCAUUCGCAUUAGUCUCCCCCGCUGGCUGAUGUCGGUAGGGGAGUAGUGUGGGUGGAGCCUGAUUAAGGUAAGUGACUGAAGGGGUUUUAACUCCUUCAGCGCCGUGGGAGGGCGCAAGGGAGGAAGCACUUUAGAAACUGUUUUGUUUUCCUGGCACUCUAGAAUACCUUUCAGUCAAUACCUUACCUAUAAUCAAUCUUCCCACACCCAGAGCAAGUGCUAUUGUUCAAGUGCUUAAAAUGUCUUUCGGCAAUCAAAGAGACCCAAAUACACAAAUACACAAAGCAGCAUGUCCAACUAUUCUUAAGCUGCAGCACAUAAUAUGCACAAUAUGAAACAUCUCGGUGGGUGCCGGCCCUGAGUACAUGUAACUUAUUAGCUUGUCUAAGGAGCAUAUUCCUUACAUUUCAAAUGUUUCCUUUGCCAUGGUACAUCUUCUAAAGCUUAGCAAAGCAGCAAUUUGGGGUUUUAUGUUAAUAACAUAGGAAGCGAAAUUAAACAUUUUAUGAAUUGAGUUGAUAAUGAGAUUUAGAUCUAUCAUUCAUAUUGUGAUCUAUUUUUUAUCCUUAAAUAUCUUUUAGUAUCUUCCAGUCUUCAAUGUGUAUCAUGUAUCACAAGGGGUUCCACAUCCUGCACAGGGAGCUCUGUGGCCUGUCCAUCUGGAUACGCCUGUGCAUCAGCUUACAUGCUAACCCUUAAAACAGGUAUGGCAUUUAUAUAAAAAAUAUAUUGAGCAAAAUGUAACUAUCAACAAUGCAAGUUAAAACAAGUUAAUAAUUUUUCAUGUUUUCUGUGUGGAAAUUUCAUUUCAAAAGUAAAAAAAAAAAUGACAAUAUGAGGAUUCUGAUAACAGAUGAACCUUUAGAGAAACUCAAUUGUUUGCCUUUCAGUAAAAUGCCGUUUAGGUCUCAAAAUAGUUUUUAUUUGUCAGUAGUAGCAUCUGCAUCCAAUUACACAUGGGAAAAUUGUGAGAUGUGUGACAGAACAAGUGAAAAGGUAAAUGAGUGAAACAGACUGUGAAAAUGCUAGUUACAAAGGGUGAGAAAGCAGCAGACUGGUGCAGGGAAAGGGAAGUCCAAAUUGUUCGGGUAAGGAACCAUCCGAGUUCUGAGGUUCCACUGUAGGUCUAAACUGCUCUGGGGACAGAGCUAGCCCUCUUCUAGAACAAUGGAAUCAACAUUCACUUAUAUCAGCUUCAUUGGAGGAAAGGAUUGAACAAGCAACAGACAACAAAACAUAGACAUGAGCAAUGGUAGGUAUCCCCAGGCACAUGCUAAUACAGGGUAAACUUUUCCUCCAGGUUCUUUGUUUAGGUCUUUGUGUACACUUUUACUUCACUUUGGGUUCACUAAAUCUUUAUGGUUAUCACUGGAAUAGUAAUUGUGUCGUAAUUAUUUAGUAUAUUUUAUAUGCAACAUUUUUCAUAUUGGACCCCCUAAGCAGGGGUAGGCAACCUUCAACCCUCCAGAUAUUAUCUCUCAUUAUAUUCUUACAACCAUGAUACUGGCAAAGCAUUGGAGGAUAUAUAGUUCACAUCACCUGGAGUGCCGAGGUUUGAAUACCCCUGUUGUAAAGUGUUGUGUCGCAAAUGCAUAUUGAGUACAACUAAAUUUAAUACAUUCAGCUUAAGGUAACACAUUGACAGUUCAUAGGCAGACAUGUAACAGGACGCCAUGUGCCCAGACCAUAGUAGUGACUUUGACAUAGAAGAUGUACAUUAUAACACAGCAUGGUAUUAACCUUGAAUUGUAGAACCCUGUAAUCCAUUUCUGGAUACAAUAUAGGUUUAUUUAAUGUGAAAAAAAUGUGCCAUUUAAGAUUUUAUUUAUUUAUUGUUUUGUGCUGUUGUAUUACAUAUUUUAAUAGUAAUUUUAAUAUAAUAUCCUCAGAUGGCAGCAAAGUUCUAGAUCUUGUUAGAUCAUGUGCACCAACAAACAAAUGUAAUGUCCAAGGCAGUAUGAGCUAUUAUGGUGCAGAAAUCUUUAUGCAGACCACUUGUUGUUCAUCCAAUUACUGUUCUCCAUCAGUACCUGCCGGUAAGUGUCUAUCUAUAUGUUAUUUAUCCUAUAGUGAAUGAAAAGUCAGGCAGAUUGAUCUUAAAUGUCUUUACAGCUAAAUGGGUAGCAUAACUUUGAAUGGGGGAAACAAUUUAGAUAUUAAGUCAGUAAAUAAUGUAUUAAAUCUACAAAUAAGGUUUCCUGGCUAAUCAUGGUAGCAUCACUUAUGGGUUAGCUCCACAUCAGCAAUUGCACAGAGCACAAUACUUAUUUUAUUUGCAUUGGGAAGCCUGUAAUUGGACAGUCACAGAAAGUCUGGGCUGGGGUAGAAAGGGAGGGCUUGCAAAUGUUGCAGACAAGAGCUGUGUAGCUUUUGCAGACUGUUUUCAGAUAUACCACCAAUGAAACAUGUAUAAUUAAAUGGUAGAAUACCAACUAAGGAUUGAUUUUUAUUUAUAUAUUUUAAUUUGGGCAGUGGAUUGAACCUUUACCGUCUGGCUCGGUUAGAUAGAAACAUAGAAACAUAGAAUGUGACGGUAGAUAAAAACCAUUCGGCCCAUCUUGUCUGCCCAAUUUUCUAAAUACUUUCAUUAGUCCCUGGCCUUAUCCUAAAACAUGUCUAUACAUAAACCAUGUCUAUACAUGGUUUAAAGGAGCACUAUAGUGCCAGGAAAUCAAACUAAUUUUCAUGGCACUAUAGGGUUAUUAAAUCCCCCCCUUCCCCCUCAGGGCCCCUCUCCCGCUGAGCUGAAAAAAAAAAACCCUUCAGCCACUUACCUUAAUCCAGAGCCAGGCUCCCUCAGCAUUGGUGAUCUCUCCUCCCCCUACCGAUAUCAGCUCCGAAUGCGCAUGCGUGGCCAGAGUCACGCGCACAUUCAAAAAGCCCAUAGGAAAGCAUUACUCAAUUCUUUCCUAUGGACGUCAGCAUCAUCUCAGUCUGAUUUUCACACUAAGAAUAGUGAUGUCGCGAACUGUCCGCGAACUUCUCGCGAACGGUUCGCCACGGUUCGCCACGAACCGUUCGUGGCGAACUCCGGUCAGCUGACACAUCCUGGCCAAUCUCCAGCAGACCCUCCCUCCCAGACCCUUCUACUUCCUGGACAGCAUCCAUGUUGAAGGCAGCUUCAUCUCGACAUCUCUAACUAAGAAUCACGGAAGCACUUCUAGAGGCAGGAGUAACCCUCUAUGAAAACAUAGUAGUUUAUCCGAAACCUUUAUGCUUUCAGCUGUGGAGUUAAAUCCAGGGCUACCUGGCACAUAGACCACUGAAUUGAGCUGAAGUGGUCUGGGUGCCUAUAGUGGUCAUUUAAGUAGUAUAAGCUUUUCUUUGAGUUUGGAAGCAGUAAAAUUAUCUCAGGCAGUUAUGUUAAGUGAGCGACAUGUCAAGCAUUUUUUACUGAACUAACAGCUGAAGAAUUCCAAAUAUUAGAUAAAAGUAGUUGAGCUGGAAUAAUAACUGCGAUGAAGAUUGUUCCUUAAAAUUUGGUUAUUUUAACCAUGAUUUUGCAAGUCCAUUGCUAAUUAUUAAUAAAUUCAGUUUAGUGACUAGCCCUUAAACAUGUUUAUAAGACCUUCAAAAUACAGGUAUGGACAAUCUUAUAGAAGUAGAACUACUGUAAUGUCCACAUCUGUCAUUAACUGCUACACAUCCUACAAGAAUUAUAUAGAUAUGCAUUAAUCACCAAUAGUAUUGACUAUUGAUCCAACCCAUAUACAUUGUUUUCAUAUCUUAUAGUGGAGAUUUCUUAACCCCAUUCAUAAAACACAACAACAUAAAAGAACGCAAUUACAAUAUGAGAAUGGUGGGCAGAGGCGGGUGGUACUCUACUCUUUGCUCUGCUAGUGCCGGAGCUUGUUCAGAAAUUGAUCAUGUGAGAAGCUUCACUAGAACUACACAUCACAAUGUCCACCCCUGUUUCUCACUGCGCCCUAUGUCUCAUGAUACAUUUAGUCUAUGCCUUGCAGCUCACCUCAGCCCCUAACCUGUAUGUAUUAACUGCAAUGAAAUAUGCCCAGUAACCUGUCUUAACCUUUUCAUGAUCUAACCAUGGCAGCUCAUGGACUGUCGAGCACAGAUAAUUACUUUUAAAUAAUAAUAAUAAUAAUAAUAAUAAUAAUAAUAAUAAUAAAACAAGUAUAUAUUAUUAUUAGUAUUCCAAUAAAUUAACAAAUAAGAAAAUAACUAUUAUAUAUAUAUAUAUAAAUAUCACUGGUGACAAAUUUGUUUCCACAAAUAUCCCAGAGUUCCCUGCUUGACAUGCAAAUGAGCACAGGCAGCCAUAGUGUUUUAGACUUCACUAAGCCCACAUUCUUUACUAUACUAAUGCCUGUGGGUAAUUGUUACUGCCUGGUAACCCACCUCUUCUAUAACUGAUUAAUGCUUUCAUCAUACCUUGCAGAACCAGUGCUUAAUACCAGACCAAAUGGAUAUCAAUGUAAAACCUGCUCAUCCUUAAUUGAUACUUCUUGCAAUCCUUCAUCUGCUCUGCAAUGUACUGGGAAUGAAAAUACAUGUGUUCAACUAAGGAAGCAAGUGACAGGUAAGCUUUGUUCCUAAAAUAUGCCUUUUUUCCUGGAUGAUUAUUCUGUAUACAGAAUUACUUUAUUUAUUUAGCUAUCCAAACAAUUGCUAUGGUGUAAAAGAGGAAUCGGAGGGACACCCGGAACAUGUAAUUGUCUCAACCAAUGAUAAAAUAUUGUAAAGUGCCACAGAAUAUUUUGGCGCUUUAUAAAUUAUCAGAAUUAUAAUAUUACAUAAAUGUUUUUCACUUGGUUCAUUAUAUAGUACAAUAUUACUUAAAAUAUGCAAUUAAAACUAUAAUCUGAAAUUUAAAUAACUUUAACAGAACAUUGUAGCAUUAGGAAUGCAAUAAUGUAUUCCUAACAGUAUUGGUAUCAUUAUUUAGAUCAUUUCACAUUCCAUCACCCCCCUCCACCCACCACCACGAUAACUGAUCCAAUUUAUUUGCCUUUAUUAGCUGCAGUCGUCCUGCCUCCACUUGUUGAGUUCAUUAAUAAUAAUCAAUAUUGAUCUCAGCGAACCCAAUACUUUCAUGUAGGGAAGAAUUUGGAUGCUAGAGCACAUGAGCUGCACCAAUCAGCAUCUUCUCAUAGCAAUCAAUGCAUUGACUCGGUGUAUCUCUAUAGGAAAAGGACAGCGUCUCCAUGCAAUGUGUGAAGAUACUAAAAGCUGGUCCUGCAUUGUUUGUAGGAACUCAACCAGAAAGUUCUUCUAGUGACUGUCCAAGUGGCAACCACUGGAGGUGGUAACAGGAGGCAAUGCAAACACUGCCUUUUCUAAUCAGAAUUACGGAAAAUUUAUUCAUACUUACCGUAAUUUUAUUUUCCUGGUUAUUAUUCAUGGCAACAUUUAACAUAUGGGUUUAGCUCCUCCCUCAGGACAGGAAACACAAACAAUUAAACAAUUAAGCAUACCUUCACCUGGUAUAAUAGGAACCCCAUAAGCCAUAACACCUCAGUCAAGUAACAAGACGAAUAUCCAAAAGAGGGUGGGAAAACGAAAUGCUGCCAUGAAUGACAGCCAGGAAAAGAAAAUUAGGGUAAGUAUGAAUACAUUUUCCGUAUUCCUGGCUUAUCAUGGCAGCAUUUAACAUAUGGGAUUCCCCAAGCAAUAAUGACACAGGGAGGGAAAUACAUGCUACAAAAUAGUUGAAUAAAUAAAUCAUCUCUGAGGGUUAAAGGAGUUCAGGACAGAGAGGCCAAACUCUGAAUCCGAGCGAGAAGCCACAUCCACUUUGUAGUGUUUCACAAAGGUCUUUAGUCAAUUUGCAGCCUUACAUAUGCUCUCUGCAUGAACACCUGACUCUGCAGCCCUUGAGGUAGCAAUGGAUCUUGUGGAAUGAGCUCUGAUGCCUUUGGGAACAGGAACAUUCCUAACUUUAUAAGCCUUGGAAAUCACAUAUAAUGUCCAAGAAUGAAGAGUGGAGACAGAAGCGGCUUCCCCUUUACGAGAACCCCAAGGUAUAAGAAAUAACUGAGAGGAUUUUCUCCAAGCAGCUGAGCGUUCUAUAUACAUCAUCAAACAUCUCCUAAGAUCCAGCAUGUGACACCUUGACUCCUCAGGAGUAGAAGGAUGCUGAAAAUAGGCAGGCACGACAAUCUCCUGUUGGAGAUGGAAAGGUGUAACCACCUUGGUAAGAAAUUCAGGUCUCGGGCGGAGAAUGACCUUAUCAUCGAAGAAGGAAGUGUAAGGUUCCUCGGCUGAAAAAGCUCUGAUGUCAGACAUCCUUCUAGCUGAGACUAGAGCCAGCAAUAAUAGGUUCUUCAGAGAAAGCAUGUGCAUCUGAAUUUCGCCAAUAGGUUCGAAGGGAGGAUCUGUGAGAGCCUGAAGCACCAGAGGCAGAUUCCAAGGAGCCGCCAGUUGUCUAAUAGGAGGUCUAAUACAUAAAACAGCCUUGAAAAAGCGAACCACCAUAGAAUGAAGUGCCCAUCGAAUGUCAGAAAGAGCAGAGAUAGCUGAGCAGUGCACUUUAAGAGUGUUAAGACUAAGACCCUUCUCCAGGCCAGCUUGUAGGAAACCCAAGACUUGAGAGAUCGUAGGAGGACUUUGCACGGUUGAAUUUAAGCAUAUCGCAAAGGCUUCCCAAAUUCUGUUGUAGGUAGAGGAAGUGGAGAUCUUUCUGGAACCUAACAGGGUAGAGACCACCUGGUCAGAUAAACCCUGUUCCUUUAAGGAUUGCCUUUAAGCAGCCAUGCAUGAAUCCUGCGCUUGUAAGGUUCUGGAUGAAUCACUGGGCCUUGUGUCAGGAGAUCUUCUGUGACUGGAAUUUCCCAAGGUUCCUCUAUCGCCAACCUCUUCAGAAGAGGAAACCAAGGAUGUCCUGGUCAGAAGGGAAUUACAGUAAUCACUCUGCAACGUUCUCUGGAAAUCUUCCUCAGCACAGCAUGAAAGAGACGAAUGGGGGGGAAAAACAUACACCAGAUGAAAGGGCCAUUUCAUUGAAAGAGCAUCUUGAUCCAGUGCUUUCGGAUGGAAUUUUCUGGAUACAAAACAAGGGACUUGAGCAUUCUGAGCCAUCGCCAUGAGAUCCACUUGGUGAAGACCCCACCUCUGGACCAAUUGUUGAAACACAGGCCUUGAAAGAUGCCAUUCCGUGGCUUCCACCUGGUGUCUGCUGAGGAAGUCUGCUAACACAUUCUCCUUUCCUGGGAGAAAGACCGCACGCAGGCCUUCCACAUGUAUUUGUGCCCAGUUCAUGAUUGCGGUCACUUCUUUCAUCAGCGAGAUACUCCUGGUGCCUCCUUGAUGGUUGAGAUAGGCGGCAGCCGCCUUGUUGUCUACUCUUAAUUUCACCCAGGCUCCCUUUAUCUGGUGCUGAAAGUGGAGAAGAGCCAGAGAUGUCGCUCUCAACUCCCUUAUAUUUGAAGACAGGUUCUGAGCCCUCUGAGGCCAUUCUGCUUGGAUGAAAGAUUUUCCCAGAUGUGCUCCCCAUCCGUACUGACUGGCAUCUGUCGUGAUGACUAUCCAGUCGAUUUCUUUCACAGGAAAACCUCUGGAAAUGUUUUCCUCUUUCAGCUACCACCAAAGCUUCCUUUUCAGAUCGAGAGGAAUGUGAAUCUGUCUUUCCCAUUCCUCUGAGCUGGUACCUAGGAGCUUCAUAAACUCCCUUGCGGAAGCAGUUAUGAGGACAGGAAAAAGAAAGAGGUGUGAUGGCUGAUGGGGUUCUUAUUAUACCAGGGGAAGGUAUGCUUAAUUGUUUAAUUGUUUCCUGUCCUGAGAGUUAGAGGGAGGAGCUAAACCCAUAUGUUAAAUGCUGCCAUGAUUAGCCAGGAAAAAUGCAUUAGGCUUUAGUUAUUCUGGUGCCUAUAGUGUCACUUUAAAGCUUCUUCAUAAUGUAGAAAUAUAUAUACAUUGCAUAAUCAAACUUGAUCUUCACCAGGAUGUGGUAUGCCCAAUCGGGAGCCUCUGAUUCUGAUCCAUGGACACUAAACUAUGAAUAUGUUUAAACUUGCAAAGGGUUAACGCAGGAUGCAGGAUGCAUUAGUAGAUAUUAAAGCUCUCUAGGAACAACCUCUUACUGCUUGGAGUAAAGAUUUCUGGAAUGUGUGCACUCUGAAACAAAAAAAAUUUAACAAACCCCGAUCUGCCCCCACGAAAUCAAAGGGUAGAAGAAUAGUUUAAAAAUGGUAACUCAUUGAGGUAACUCAGGAGUAGCAUGUUAGUUGGCCACAUAUGAAUGGAAAAUAAAAACAAAUUGGAACCUAUUAAAAAGUUAGUGACCGGAGAUUAUUAACCUAUAUUAAUAUUGCCAAGAAUCAGAUACUGCAAAUUCUAUUUUAAACACAAGGUGGGGCUAUUAUAUAUUUUCUACAUCAGAUAUUAAAGGGAUAUUGUAGACACUGUAAAUGCUUCAUCUCGUUGAUUAAGUUAAAGUUUCUGGAGUCUCCAGGCACCAUUCUUCCAUUAAGUGUUUAUCAGUUUUUAAUGUAUUAAUACAAAAAAAGUGUCCUUAGCAGCCCAUCCUCUCCGCUGGGCAUCUGCUAAUAACAAAGCAUUACACAAAACAAGAUACACCUAGAAAAAACAAAAGCAGAGAACAUUGAUAGGGAAACACUGUUUAGAAAUGUCCCUGCUGUAAAUAUUGCACUCACAGAAUAAAGGAGUAAUUCAAACCCAUCAAGGUUUCUUUAGCUCUUGCAAUGAAAUUCCUCAAGGGUACAUGCAAAAAAAGGAGAACUGGACAUAGUGUGAAAUCUUAAUAAUAUAAAACACGCUUUUAUUGAAACACUUACAAGAAGUGGAAAAUAAAAAUGCCCAUCAAAGGUCUGUAUCCCUCUCUCCAGAGUGGUAAAUGGAAGAAGCAGGUAACAGGAAUUGCAGGCAAAAAUCAACACAGCUCUACGCGUUUCGUCUAUACAAUAGACUUCAUCAGGAGAGGUAAUAAUAAAACAUAUAAUACAAUCAAGUAAAAUACAUCAAUAAAAGUCCUAUGUCUUCUGUCUUCUUUUAAAAGUCCCUCUCGUCGUAUUCCACGCCCUGUCCACCAAUCCGUGUGCUCCAUAACACGUGUUCUGAGUGCUCUCGCGUCCAAUUCCAUAUAUGGACUUCCGCCUAGUUAAUGUGGAACGCACAUGCAUUCCACCGAUCCGGAAGAGAUCUUCCUUCUCUACGCGUCCCUCUCAAUGCGUCAUCUAUCGGCGGCUGGAACGCAUAUGCGUUCCACUCAAGCAACUCGCGGCACCAGACGAAAAAAAAAAAGGAAAAAGAAAAAUAGGGAGCGAAGAAAUACAAAAAUAUGUAUAAAUAUGUAUCAAAUAAUAGUUACAACAUGUAUAAACAUACUAAGCCCACAUAUAUCCAAACGAAAUUGUUUGUAAAGACCAAUGUGUAUAAAAAUGCCUAAAGAGUUCCAUUCUACAAACACAAUAACUAUCAACAUACAGAAACACAUUAGUAGGCUGGCAAAUGUUGAGAUUUCAAUCCAUGUCAGCAAUCAAGACAAAAACAGUUAUCACACCACAAAACAAUAUGGAUAACGUAUGUCCUCGAUGGGUUUGAAUUACUCCUUUAUUCUGUGAGUGCAAUAUUUACAGCAGGGACAUUCCUACUAAACGGUGUUUCCCUAUGAAUGUUCUCUGCUUUUGUUUUUUUCUAGGUGUAUCUUGUUUUGUUUAUUUGGGAUUUGAGGAAUCCUUUGUUACAGCCUAGAUCUAAAGGGAAGUAAUUAAUGUUUAUCCUUAAUAUAUUGCUGCACUUGGGUGGUCUUUUGAUUUAUCCAAAUAACAAAGCAUUAGCCUGUGCAGCAGUGGGUGGCUGUGAUUGGCUGAGAGUGUCAGCAGACUUCUUUCAGCCUGUUUCAGCAUUCAUUGAUGGCAUCAUUUUGUAUGGCUAGAAGGAAGUGUCUAAUCUCUGCCCUGUCCAUUCUUCUAGUAGAUACCAGGUUGUGGGCAGCCAAGGAGCCUUAUAUAGUGUUAAACUGCUGGAAAAUGGUGGUUUAACACUGAAUUGAGGGACAUUGCUAGAGGACUCCAGAUGCUAUAUAGCUAAUUUAAUCAGAUUGCAUGAUUCUAGUGCCUAAAGUGUCCCUUUAAUGAUGUUAAUGAUGAAUAGUUAGCAAUAGUUAGAUUCUUUUUAUUAUUUGAAUUGAAAGGGACUCUCCAGUUCCAGGAAAACAAAUCAGUUUUCCUGGCACUGCAGAAUCCUCCAGUGCUCCCCUCCUUCCCAUCCCCCAUCUCAUGUUUCUGAAGGGGUUAAAACCCCAUUCAGUGACUUAUCUGAAUCCAGCGCCGAUGUCCCUCAGUGCUGGGUCAGGCUCUGCCCACGCUUCUCCCCUGCCAACGUCAGCCGGCGGGGGAGACCUAAUGCACAUGCUGGAGGUCCUCAUGCAUAGCGUGAGGACGUCCACCAUCGUAUGACACACUUUUCAUGUUUUAAGAAGCCGGAAGUCCCUCUAGUGGCUGUCUAAUAGACAGCCACUAGACGAGGACUUAACCCUGCAAGGUAAAUAUUGCAGUUUAUAAAAACUGCAAUAAUUACACUUGUAGGGUUAAGGGUGAUGGGAGUUGGCACCAGACCACUCCAAUGGGCAGAAGAGGUCUGAGUGCCUGGAGUGUCCCUUUAAUGGGAAAAAUAAAACCAAAUUUAAGUUGAACCAGGUUAUCACUACAGUAAAUCAAAUUAUUCUCAAGCUGAGGACAAACAUAUAAAGAAUUUAACUGACGAAUAAAUAUCACUAUGUUAGAAAUCAAUAAAUACAUAUAUACAUACAUACUUACAUAAAAACAGUAUGGUUCAGAAUUCAAAUCCAAACUUAUGCACCAAAGCCCUCUAUUUUGUGUGCCUGUUUGUGUAUUUCUAACAAUCAAUUUGUCCAUCCAUCUGAUAGAUCAGUCUUUCCAUCUAUCUCACCAUCUCUCUAUCUACCUAGAUAUCUGUAUUUCCGUCCAUUUUUAACCCCUUAAGGACACAUGACAUGUCUGACAUGUCAUGAUUCCCUUUUAUUCCAGAAGUUUGGUCCUUAAGGGGUUAAGUUUGAUGUAUUUGUUUGUUUGUAUUUGUCUGUCUGCCGGACUAUGUAACUAUAUUGUCAUUUUGUCUGUCCUGUCUGCCUGUCUAUUAACCAGUAUGUCUACCUGUAUUUCUUUCUAAUUUGAUUGUAAAGCAAAAAAGUUGCAAUUAAGGCAAAAAAAUUAAAAAAACAGCUUGUUAAGUUAUUUUUUGUGAAUUACUUUUGUUUUCCAGCCCAAUGUCUCAGUAAUUAGAUUAUUAUGUUAACUUUUUUUUUUCUUUCUUUUUACAGGAGGUCAGGAAGGUAAAGAAGCUUAUUAUGGUUGUGGGACCCGCAUUCUAUGUGAUAUUAGUUCCUUUUAUGUCUCAGGGGGUGGUGUAACCGUAGGUCUGGAAUUUACUUGCAAUAGUGGUGAAACCAUCACCCGUUCUGGAAUGAAAUUCACUAUAGCGGCUUCACUUUUGCUGAUUAAAUCUUUUUUUGUACAAUGGUAAAGAAAUUUAGCUAUUCAGUAGAUGUGCAGGAACAUAUAAUAUUGCCUAGCGUUAUGGCUAAUAUCAGCUAUGUUUGCAAUACCAAUUCUGAGUUACCAACAUUUGACUAAUAUAUAGAAUAAUAUAUAUCUGGAUUAACACAAAUUGACUAUAUUUAAAAGAAGAAAAACUACCACAACAAGAGGACAUUGUCUUAAAUUAGAGGGACAAAGAUUUAAAAAUAAUAUCAGGAAGUAUUACUUUACUGAGAGGGUAGUGGAUGCAUGGAAUAGCCUUCCAGCUGAAGUGGUAGAGGUUAACGCAGUAAAGGAGUUUAAGCAUGUGUGGGAUAGGCAUAAGGCUAUCCUAACUAUAAGAUAAGACUAGGGACUAAUGAAAGUAUUUAGAAAAUUGGGCAGACUAGAUGGGCCGAAUGGUUCUUAUCUGCCGUCACAUUCUAUGUUUCUAUGUUUCUAUGUUUCUAUUAGAGAGUUUAAUUUUAGAAUGAUUAACUGUAAUGGAUUACUGUCAAUAACGCUACAAUAAAUCUUUGUUCUUUUUGAAUGUGGCACUUGAUCUCUCGGUCUUGUUCCUGCCUUGGUGCAAAGCAUAAAUUCUGUGUAAUAGAAUUUCCAGAAAGAGUACACUGAGAAGGACUUUGAAACUGAAAUACUUGCUUGUAUUAGUUCAGUGUAAAACACCAAUCAAUCAUGUCAAUGUUUCAGUCCACCAACAGUCUUGAAAAUAUAUGUAAACACAAAUGAAUAAGUCAAUCAUUGAUUUCUUUGUUGUUGUAUGAAUGCAAAUAAAAUGUAAUUAUAAAAAAAUGAUUGUUGAUCUAUUGUAAUAAGCAGAAAUCCAUAAUAUAUUAGCA
Messenger RNA from Pelobates cultripes (western spadefoot toad), 42997 nucleotides. NCBI's taxonomy places the organism in Eukaryota, Metazoa, Chordata, Amphibia, Anura, Pelobatidae. The record is from the annotation of a GenBank genome assembly.